CAAGCACUUAACCUCUCUGUUCUUCUGUGGCCCUUAUGUUUCUAAGGAAGGCAGCAGUGCCUGCCUCAUGUAUUUAAUGAGAAAUAAGUUAUUUCAUGGGUGGUAGUUAUACUAUUGUUUCACACAUAGCAAGUGUUGUGUAAUGGUUGUUCAUGCAACUCUUGGAAGGCCUCAAAUGACUGAAGAACUUUAAUUAUUUGAGAGUAAGAAGUGUUGGUGAGUGGAGAAUAUCAGAUUUCAGUUGACAUGAUUUGUCUGGCCUCUGCCUCCUAUUCCCACGCAGGAUCCUCUAGCCCAGAAGACAAGUAUCAGUCACUGAGGACAGACAGGAUGGCCACCAGGGAUCUGGCAAUAAGAGUGAUCUUCUUAAUCCAGACUGUGGUUGGAAUCCUGGGGAACUUGUCUCUUCUUUACCAUUAUGUCCUUUUUUCUUUCACUGGGUGUAGGCCAAGGCCCACAGAUUUGAUUGUCAAGAACCUGAUUGUAGCCAACAUUUUGGUCCUGGUCUCUUUUGGAAUACACCAUACCCUGUCAACUUUUGGGUGGUAUAACAUGUUCAGUGAUUUUGGAUGUAAAUUCUUCCCCUAUGUUCGCGGCGUGAGCAGGGGCGUGUCCAUUGGCAUGACCUGCCUCUUGAGUGUCUUCCAGGCCAUCACGAUCAGCCCCCAGAACUCCAGAUGGACAGCGCUUAAAGAGAAAGCUCUCAAGUGCCUUGUCCCUUCACUUGUCCUAUGCUGGGUCUUGCAGAUAUUGAUAAAUAUCAUGUAUCCUGUGGUUAUGGGUAGCACUUUGAACAAGAAUAACCUCACAAACAGAAAAAGUUUCGGGUACUGUUCAGCUGUUCGUUAUGAGAAAACCAGAAAUUCAUUGAAUACAAUGUUGUUAACAUUACCUGAUGUGUUGUAUGUGGGGCUCAUGCUCUGGGCCAGCAUUUCUAUGGUUUUCCUUCUGUACCAGCACAAGCAGAGGGUCCAACACAUUCAUCGGACCAGCGUCUCCUCCACAUCAUCCCCUGAGUCCACAGCCACCAAAACCAUUUUCCUCCUGGUGUGUACCUUUGUCUACUUUAAUACCCUUUCGUCGGUCUUUCAAAUUGUUUUGUCUGUUUUUGACUGUCCCACCUGGUACCUCGUGAACACCAGUUCAGUGAUCAGUCUGUGUUUCCCAGCUGUCAGUCCCUUUCUGCUCAUGAGCCGAGACCCCAGGGUAUCCAUGGUCUGCUUUCCCUGUAUAAGGAAUAUAAAAUGCCCUCAUUUUAUGAGAAUUGUGUAA
Messenger RNA from Herpailurus yagouaroundi (jaguarundi), 1272 nucleotides. Its product is annotated as vomeronasal type-1 receptor 4. The transcript has a single exon. NCBI's taxonomy places the organism in Eukaryota, Metazoa, Chordata, Mammalia, Carnivora, Felidae. Bases 247 to 1272 code for a protein of 341 amino acids. Gene Ontology annotation, cellular component: membrane. Gene Ontology annotation, molecular function: pheromone receptor activity. Gene Ontology annotation, biological process: G protein-coupled receptor signaling pathway. The record is from RefSeq and is a predicted model, not a curated record.